ACAGCCGGUCAAAACCGCUAACUCAAUCAGCCAUUCUACAGUCUUUCCGCCCAUUUUUAUGCUACAGUACCCGUGUGAGAUUUGGACCGCACAUUAAAAGCUUCCUGCGUACACAUCUAGAGAGAGAGAGAGUAUGGAGGAAGGAAGCUUUCCUUUAGAUCCACCUGUUCUUUCUUCUCUUUCUUUGCAGCCGGCUUCACCGUCUUCGAUCAGACGUGCGCUGUCUCACUUCUCAAAUUGGAGGUCGACGAUCGCCGUCCAGUUUUCUUUCUCCUGCGUUAAAUUGGGAGACAUAUUGUAUCCCAAAUUGCUGCUCCAACGCUCCUUCCAUUGGAAGUCGAAAGAUGCUUGCGAUGAAGAAGAAGGCAAAGAGCUCAACCGGCGGCGCGUUGAGGAAUUGAGUCUGACUUGCGACGCUGGAAUUCCGGCCGUGCAGCGUGGACAAGGAGGGGGUGGGGAUAUUUGGGGUACACCUUUGGUAAAGGUGUACCCCCAGCAUUUUUCCAAAAAAAAUGGUUCCCGAUUGUACCGCCUGAUUUUAAGUGGUUUAUACUAGUUCUUGGCGGUUUGAUAAAUGAAGCGGUCCAAUAGGCUAACGCAGACAGAUGCGGCGACCGAUUCACAUGUUCACUGUCUGAACCAAAACAUGUGAGUUAGAUACACUUAUUAAAUUGACGUACUGUUCAUUAAGAACAUAGUAUUCAUUUUCACACAUUUGUUCAUUACAAUAAUAAUAUUUUUUUACGAAUAACAUAGUGUUCAUUCU
Messenger RNA from Cuscuta campestris, 766 nucleotides. Lineage: Eukaryota; Viridiplantae; Streptophyta; Magnoliopsida; Solanales; Convolvulaceae. The record is from the annotation of a GenBank genome assembly.